UAGUUGUCUAGUUCUCAUGAUGGCCGGGAUCCCUUUUUGGUCUUGCCCGCCGGCUUUUCUUUCCUUUUGACCCUCUUGACCCUCUUCGUCCUCUUCCUCAUCUGUACUUCUUCCCUUCUCCCAUCGUCAGGCCGUUAAUCUCGCCUGUGGGUGGUGGUGUUCGCUCACUUUCAGUCAUUCUUUUUUAAUACUCACCCCAGUCUUUCGUUCUGUGACCUGCGGUUUUCACCUGCAGCGUCAAUCUCGCUCUCUACCUGACUGAACGCCAUUCUAAUACAGAAAAUAUACUAUAUAACAAAAAGACUUAGUCAAAAAUGAAGCUCACUAUCGCAUCAUCUGCACUUCUCGGGCUCAUUGCCACCGUCGAAGCUGCAAAACAUGGUUACGGACACGCGCACAAUCACCAUCGCGAUGUCCACUCCGUCGCAGAAGUGGGAGUGCCUCUGGAGAAGAGAGGAGGAAGUUGUGAAUUUCCCAAGGAUGCCGGCUUGGUGGCCGUCACCCCGAAUAUGAAGAACGCCGGCUGGGCCAUGAGCCCGGACCAACCUUGUAAGCCGGGUAAUUACUGCCCAUACGCUUGCCCUCCUGGACAGGUGUCGAUGCAGUGGGAUCCUAAGGCUACUUCGUAUAGUUAUCCUAUGUCUAUGAACGGCGGUCUCUACUGUGACGAAGAUGGCAAGAUCCAGAAGCCAUUCCCUGAUAUGCCCUACUGUCAGGAUGGUACCGGCGCUGUCGGCGCGCGCAACAAAUGUAAAGAGCAAGUCUCGUUUUGCCAGACCGUCUUGCCCGGCAAUGAGGCUAUGCUGAUCCCGACCCUGGUCGAGGAUCUGGCUACACUCGCUGUACCGGACCCUAGCUAUUGGUGUGAGACUGCCGCGCAUUUCUAUAUCAAUCCUCCCGGCUACGGACCCGAGACCGCUUGUGUCUGGGGUACAUCGUCCAACCCCUACGGGAACUGGUCACCAUUUGUUGCCGGUGCCAACACCGACGGCGACGGAAACACUUUCGUUAAGAUUGGUUGGAACCCGAUCUACCUAGAGCCGGCUACUCCGUUCCGCGAUGUGGUGCCCGACUUUGGAGUUGAAAUCGAGUGCGAGGGUGAUGGCUGCAAUGGCCUGCCCUGCAAGAUCGAUCCCGCUGUCAAUGAUGUCAAUGAGGUUACCGGUGGCUCUUCAAAGGGUGCCGGUGGCGGUGCGUUUUGUGUGGUGACGGUGCCCAAGGGCGAGAAGGCCAAUAUCGUUGUAUUUGACAAGAGUGGUGGUGACAGUGGUUCUUCAUUCACGACCUCUUCCACCAGUUCGAGUACUUUUAGUAAGAGUAGUUCCUCCACUGUGGAGUCUAGCAGCAGCACAAGCACCACUACCAGCUCGACAGCCUCAUCCACUACGCCUACCUCCACGUCGGUGUCUGAAACAAGCACUAUUUCCAACACCCCAACCCCAACGGCCACUUCAUCCCUCAUAUCGACGUCCCAGCCAACACCUAGCGUGACUCCUUCAUCCGGCUGGGGUUCCAGCUCGACCAUGGUCUUUAGCAGCUUGCCUAGCUACACCCAAAGCCCUCAAGCGCUAGUUGAGACCGAUGUCAAGUCGUACGCGGUGGCCACUGACAAAGCUGAUGAACCUGCGGCAUCGUCUGCCUCUCCGACCCAGGACCAUAAGGAUAAUGCGGCACCCGCUACUGGCGCAUCAAUGCUGAGCUUAGUUAUUGGUCUCAUUGCCGCUAUGGCGCUUUAAAAGCCAGGAAAGACGGCAUUUCACUUCACAAUUUCUACAUUCUUAUUCUUAUUAUUACUUUUAUUACCUUCAUUACUCCGGGAUACCCGCUUACGAUUUGAUGCUUCUGUAUCUUUAUUUUUAUUGACUGAUUGACUGAUUGUACAUGAUUCGCUUUUCAGCACUUCAUACGAUUGAUGGGUGGAUACUUUUUAUAUUCUGAGUGGGAAUUUAUACUUCUCUAAUGUGCAAUAAUACUAUUGUAUACCUUUCUUUUCCGAUAUUGUCUAAAGUAGUGAGUUCUGAAAUUCAGAGUUAAUCACUGAAUCUGGGAAUAUUCCUACAAACAGC
Aspergillus alliaceus is the source of this 2066-nucleotide messenger RNA. RefSeq lists its product as uncharacterized. NCBI's taxonomy places the organism in Eukaryota, Fungi, Ascomycota, Eurotiomycetes, Eurotiales, Aspergillaceae. Bases 315 to 1736 code for a protein of 473 amino acids. The transcript has 3 exons. The record is from RefSeq and is a predicted model, not a curated record.